GUUGUUGAAUCCCUGGAGAUAUUGAUCUUUGAUCAAAGAAUAGUUACGAUCAUGCGAAGCAGGGAAUUAGGGAGUGCCAGCUGGAAAUAUUUAUUAGUGGCCAGCCACACCCUUCACACCACUCAACUUGAUCAUAAACCUAUGCUUUAUUUUCAGUCAGAUACAAUCCCUCGAACAGAGUGCAUUGAAAUUUACUUGGAACUAUCUUUUAACUUCAACAAUUUCAUUUUCAUGUAGUAAUGAAUUGUGACAUUUGUAAAAAUGAACGAAAGGAUAGUUCCAACAACGUCAAAUUCGAUAUCUUUCUCCACAUCUGUACCACCCUGUUCUCCGAACGAAGUAGCUAUUAGUCCAGGAGACUGUGUCAAGGGAGGCAUGGAAGAAUGGCUAGAAGACGAGACGGUAGCUGGUUUUCGUGUCUGGCAACUAGCGGGCAUCGUUCUUUCUAUAUUGCUAACGAUAAUGAUAGCGCUGUGCUGCUGCAUAAGAUUUCGAGUGCCGAGGACGAAACAGGAGAUUGAAGCGGAUUAUAUCAGGAAAAGGAUAACAAGAAGUUUUAGAAAAGAACUGGCCAAGAUAAACAAUGAGGAGAUGGACGAAAUGGAUUUGGAUCAAGCUUUAGACAGAGUUCGAGCAAAGUUUGAUGCUGAGACGGAGUUACAAAAACGACAAAGAGACCAAAAGUUUGACGAACAACCACGUGGAUUUCGAGCAAGAUUCAACUCUAUAUUGCACGGUGUGCAUUUACGCCUUGCUCGGAAUGAACCCAGAGAAUUGAAUGGUGUAAUCUGAAUAGUACUGACAGAAGAGAAAAUGAUAUUGGUAGACAGUUCUCCCAGAUUAAAUAUAAUUUUUAUUUUUCGAUAGAAUACAUAAAUUAGUUCUGUUUAUUAACAUGCAAUAAUGAUUGAUGGUGUGGUAUUUACAUACAGCAAAUUAUCAUCAUUUUGGAACAUGUCACGAUGAUCUACCCGUGUAUACAUAGGUAUACAAUAGUGCAUAACUGUAACAUACUUCAAUUAAAAUUCUUACUUUCUAACAA
Athalia rosae (coleseed sawfly) is the source of this 1042-nucleotide messenger RNA. RefSeq names its product transmembrane inner ear expressed protein. Bases 262 to 792 code for a protein of 176 amino acids. NCBI's taxonomy places the organism in Eukaryota, Metazoa, Arthropoda, Insecta, Hymenoptera, Athaliidae. The transcript has 2 exons. The record is from RefSeq and is a predicted model, not a curated record.